Messenger RNA from Galleria mellonella (greater wax moth), 819 nucleotides. RefSeq lists its product as uncharacterized. Gene Ontology annotation, cellular component: nucleus. NCBI's taxonomy places the organism in Eukaryota, Metazoa, Arthropoda, Insecta, Lepidoptera, Pyralidae. Bases 83 to 733 code for a protein of 216 amino acids. The record is from RefSeq and is a predicted model, not a curated record. The transcript has 4 exons. Gene Ontology annotation, biological process: regulation of gene expression.
AAACUAUACGAAAAUGACAGCCGACAGCUAAAUAAUAAUCAACUUGAUCGUGUUGAACUUUGUAGCUGUAAAAUAAAUUAAAAUGACAGUACAACAGCUAAACUCGAAUAUUUCUGACGACUCUGAUGAUAUGGUUAGUUUACCAUCAGAAGAAGAAAUUUAUAGGCGAAAAUAUCAAUUGCUAUUGGAACGAUGUGAAGUGUUACAACAAGAUAAUGAAAGAAUUAUUAAUAGGAUACAUGAAGCAAAGAAAAUAACGAAGCGCUAUCGUAAGGAUGUAAAGCUGCUUGUUGAACGAUUGGAUAGACAUGGUGACCCCUUUAGAACAGCUUCAGUGGAGGUGGAGGUGAAGCCUGAGGUAGUGUCUCGUCCUGCCCGCCCCGCCCCUAAAACACAAUCUUCAAAACCUGCUGAUAAACAAAACUCUGCUGGAGGCAAAAAACCUGGCCCCAAAAGGAAAAGUAAAGCAGAUAAGCCCGAGAGAGAUCCAAAUGCACCAAAAAAACCAUGUAAUGCUUUCUUUCAAUUCUGUCAAGAACAAAGGCCUUUGGUAGUUGCUGAGGCCAACUCAGAAAUGGGAUCAGAACCAUCUAAACAAGAAGUGACAAGGCAGUUAGCUUCACGGUGGAGAUCUCUUACUAAUGAAGAAAAAAGGGUUUAUGUAGCAAUGUUUGAAAGAUCAAAGGAAAAAUAUGCAGAAGAAAUGUCAGCAUACAUAAAAAAGGAACAAUGACAUAAGUUAAUUGAUUAGUUUCUAAUUACUUGUGAUGGUCAGCUUUAAGUUUAGGCUAAUAAUUUUAAUUAUAAUAUUUUAUAAUA